GCUAGCGGCUAGGGGGCGUAGUCUAAUGGCUGAAAAUAAUUAUGGAAGCUAACAAAAUGACGCGGUAGCUAACCGACUAAUUGUUUUAUAUUACCGAUGUAUUGGCGCAUAGUUUCCAUGUUAAAAAAAGCUAUGUGUACGGGGACACAUGUGAGAAGUGCCAUAAGAACUGAAGUCAAUAAUGGCACGGCCUUGCUUUUACUGCCAUUGGCGUUUGUUAGCCUGGUAGCUAACUGUAGCCGCUUCUGUUCACUAGCGACGGAACCCACUGACCGCAUCUGGUUUAAGUUACGUUUAAAUUAUUUCUGAUUGAUAGCAGACAUACUUAGCUGACAAUGUCAGCUUUAUCCAUAAUGAACGAUAGUCCUGUCCCACCUUAGUUAGAACACCAGCGUUAAACCAGUGGUGGCUGUACGCUGGGCUUUUCAUGCUAAGCACCAGCAGCUGGCUAACAUUAGCGAUAGCUUCCGUCGUUGGUGUUAUUACAGCUAUACAACGACGUUACGUAACAGUCAGCGACACUGGUAUGCUACCAGAUCUAAUUUAGCAACAAAUGGCGAACAAAGCUACAGCUUAAUUGACCAAACGUGCAUUAUUUAAGCGUUUUGUAAUGAACACCCGCUCAAGUUGAACGUAUUAAAAGGCCUCGUAUUUCCGUUCACCAUUCAUGUUUCUCACGUAACGUUACACCGCCCACUCCACUGGCACACACUAGGUGGUGACAGCAACUUGUGCCCAUAGUCGUGUACAAAAGUCUUUUAAUGACUAAAAAUAUAUUUGUACGCAGCACUAAGUGUCAAAAACUACAAUUUUUCUAUGUGACGUUGGAGCAUGAUGAAGCUGAGAGUGCGUAAAGCUCCUCAGCAGCCAAACUUUGGCCGUCGAACACACCCGUCCCAGGCCAAACGGAAACACCGUGAAGUGGAGCCGUCCCCGGUGAGAGGUCGAGGCAAAAUGCAGAAGAAUGAAACAGGCCUUUUCUCCACGAUCAAGAAAUUCAUCCGUGGAAAUGCUGUCAAGGUGGAGCCGGAUAUCCCCGCAAAGAGGAGUCGUAUUGAUUGUAAUCCUGAGAGCGAUCUAAUUACUUCAACACCACAGACUAGAGGCCUUUCCAACAAAACAGUCUCCAGAGUUUGCCGGAAAAGUCCAGAGAAAGACACAAUGACGUGCAACAGUAAACCCAUGAAGCCGAAUGGCAAACUGGACGUCCCCGUUGAGGCAGCGAGCAGCCCACCACGCACAACCCUGCUCGGCACAAUCUUCUCUCCGGUCUUCAACUUUUUCUCACCAGCAACUAAAACUGCCACUCCUGGUUCAGACUCUCCUGGCCAAGCGGUGGAGGCAGAGGAAACCAUCAAGCAGCUGGACAUCGAGCCGGCAGAAGAAAUGGCGAGCAGCACCCUCACGUCCACAGAGGGCAUCACUCCGUGUCACGCGGCCCCGGUGUUACCGCAGAGGCUUCAGAUUACCUCCGAUACAACCAUAGAAGAAGGACAAAUAGCCACUGAAACAGACAUGCCACCAUUAACGGCUCCUGGUUGUAUGCCAGGCGGCGGUUACCCUCAUGCGCUACCUUCAGCUCCUCCAGAAACCUCAUACGAAGAGGAAUGGGAAGUUUUUGAUCCGUACUUCUUCAUCAAGCACGUGCCUCCACUGACAGAAGAGCAGUUAACACGCAAACCAGCGUUACCUCUGAAAACACGCAGCACACCAGAGUUUUCUCUCGUCUUGGAUCUGGAUGAAACUCUGGUCCACUGUAGUUUGAAUGAGCUAGAAGAUGCAGCCCUGACAUUCCCUGUGCUCUUCCAAGAUGUUAUAUACCAGGUGUAUGUUCGGUUGAGGCCCUUUUUCCGAGAGUUUCUUGAGCGCAUGUCUCAAAUGUAUGAGAUUAUUCUCUUCACGGCUUCAAAGAAAGUGUACGCCGACAAGUUGCUCAACAUCCUGGAUCCGAAAAAACAGUUGGUCAGACACAGGCUGUUUCGUGAGCACUGUGUGUGUGUUCAAGGAAAUUAUAUUAAAGACCUAAACAUUCUCGGACGGGAUCUUUCUAAGACGAUAAUAAUCGACAACUCACCCCAAGCCUUUGCCUAUCAGCUUUCCAAUGGAAUUCCUAUUGAGAGCUGGUUUGUGGAUAGAAAUGACAACGAGCUUCUGAAGCUCGUUCCUUUCCUCGAGAAGCUUGUGGAGCUGAAUGAAGAUGUCAGACCGCACAUCCGAGAGCAGUUUCGUUUGCACAACCUCCUUCCUCCAGACUGACCGUGUGCUCGUCUCUCGGUCGGAGAUGGUAUCAACAUUGGAAAGAAGAUAAAAUGACUCCCAGAAGAAUAUACUCAACGGAUUUCUCUUUGCAAACAUUGCCAUUGUUAUUUUUUAAAUUAUGCAAAACAUUGAAAGUUAUGAUUGAGUCAAAAAGCCCUGGAUGUUUUUAUACACGCCAGAUUCUGAAAAAAGCAGAAGCACUCGCUGCGGCAGACUCUUCAUUCGUUUGUUUCUAGUGCGACUUUGAAGGCGGCCUCCUGGAAGGUCUGUUGAGAACCAUUUUGGAUUAACUAAACUGAAUGUCAUGCAGUGUUGGAUCAUAUGGACCUUGGUGGCUUCAGCCUGACCAUGAACGGACAGUCAAACCUGUAUAAUAUUCACUCUAUUUACUUGUAAAUAUGUGUAAAUAGGUUGUUUUUUUUCUUCGAGGGUUUUAAGUCAUUUUAUUUUCAUUUCAGAUUUUAGUAUUCUUUUGAUUCGGUUGCUUUUAUAAACCAACAAAAUGUUAGUGAGUUUUGUUUGAAGUUGUUGAUCAACAGCUGCUUUUCUGUUGUAUGCCUGCAUUAUUCCUGUGAUGCUUUACUCCAUUACAUGCAGUUGUCUGUAAUACGGUGCAGUUUAAAAAAAAAAAAAGAAGUAUCUUUGAGGGGGGGGAAAUGUUUCUGAAACAAUAUUUUAAAGUUAUAUAAUGUAAGCUAGACUUAUGUCUCAACUGAAUACAAAGCCAUAAUGGCUGAAUUUUAAAUUUGGAGAUUUGUAUUUGACAGUCCUUUGGGGGGGGUUCAGGAAUCUUGCACUUUGACAUCCAGCCCUUUGUAAGUUGAUGUAAAAUCUUGUCACUUUUCUAUACAGGUGUGAAUCACCUUGAUUUGUUAUGUGGGGUGGAGGGGGAGGAGAAUGAAAUUGUAGCACCAGCAAAUUGCCAACAUGUUUGCUUUGAAAUCUUAUUUUCCAAGACGUCGUGUAUGUGGGAUCUUUAUGAUGUAGGAGUCACAAGUUUUAUUGACUAUUGAAUGAUCACUCCUGUUGUAUUCAGUGUUACUCAAUGGUUUCCUUGAAAAUAAAUACAUUUUUAUACGA
Molecule: messenger RNA, 3339 nt
Organism: Anarrhichthys ocellatus (wolf-eel)
Lineage: Eukaryota; Metazoa; Chordata; Actinopteri; Perciformes; Anarhichadidae
Gene: ctdspl2a
Product: CTD (carboxy-terminal domain, RNA polymerase II, polypeptide A) small phosphatase like 2a
Exons: 13
Coding region: 832-2256 (474 amino acids)
Molecular function (GO): phosphatase activity
Source: RefSeq, a predicted model, not a curated record